Messenger RNA from Oncorhynchus gorbuscha (pink salmon), 2196 nucleotides. It is a transcript of the gene p2ry10, whose product is annotated as P2Y receptor family member 10. The record is from RefSeq and is a predicted model, not a curated record. Gene Ontology annotation, cellular component: membrane. The coding region runs from base 645 to 2048 and encodes 467 amino acids. Gene Ontology annotation, biological process: phospholipase C-activating G protein-coupled receptor signaling pathway; positive regulation of Rho protein signal transduction. NCBI's taxonomy places the organism in Eukaryota, Metazoa, Chordata, Actinopteri, Salmoniformes, Salmonidae. The transcript has 5 exons. Gene Ontology annotation, molecular function: G protein-coupled receptor activity.
AAGACGAGCAGAGAAGAGGAGAGGAGGAAUCAACUUUUGAGAGUUUAGAAGGAGCCUCUGUCACUGGGUCAGUGUAGUUGUCAGUGUAGGGACUAUAGUGAGAUAAACUGAAAUAAGAAGCAGGCAGGCAGGUCAUCUAUAUCUGUUUUAAUAGUUGAUAAAGACAGUUGGAAAAGGGAAGUAGCUUAUUUCAUAAGAGGAAGUAAAGAACCAUUUUGUACAGUUUUCUCUAACCCUAACCCUCUACAGUCAGUCUGUCUCUCUGUCAGAUAGGAUCUGUGUGACUCAGAGAAAGCUGUUAGCAGUGUAACUGGUGGAUCAGGGUGUGUUGUAGUUAGUGACUGGGUAGUUGGCGUGGAGGGGAUUCCCACUCUGUGUUCUGCUGUCACCUGGACUGAAGCUUAAAGUACUACACCUGACUGAAGUGACAGAGGACCUGAGUGACUGCCGUUUCAUCCAUCCAUCUGCUACACCUGCUGCACCUCUACCUGCACCUCAUCAGACUGACUCACCUGGAGAGGCCACCUACCUGGUGGAACUAGAGUUCCUCUCCUGUCGUCCUGAUGUGGGAGAGGCAGCUUUGGGUACAGAAUUAAUGUGUGUGUUUGUUUGUGAGCUGUGGGUUUGAUUGAGUGUAUAAGAGUAUGAAUCUGAACGUCUCUGGUCUGUGGGAGGAGCUUCCUGUUAACUCCUCCGUGCGGUGUCCCUAUGUUGUGAUUGGUUGGGAGCCACAAAUGGAGCAGCUGUACUUUUGGUUCUACCUGCUGCUCUUCAUCCCUGGUCUCUGCCUCAACACCACGGCUCUCUGGGUGCUAUGUAGACACAUCAGUAAGAAGACCAAGGCAGUGAUCUUCAUGGUGAACCUGGCUCUAGCUGACCUACUCCAUGUCAUGUCUUUGCCUCUGAGGAUCCACUACUACCUGACACACACCUGGCCCUUUGGACAAACACUGUGUCUGUUCUGUUUCUACCUCAAAUACCUCAACAUGUACGCUUCCAUCACCUUCCUGGUGUGUAUCAGUGUCCAGAGGUGUGUGUUUUUGCUACAGCCCUUCUAUGCCAGGCGGUGGAGACGGCGUUAUGAUCUGUUGAUCAGCGCCACCGUGUGGCUGGUGGUGGGAAUAGGUUGUUCCCCUUUUAUUAUCAUGAGGAUCAGCAACAGCACUGUACCCAUUCAAUACACCCCUAGCCCCAGUACCAGUCUUAUACCCAGCUCUAACCACAGCCAAUACACUGGUAGUCCUAUUCAAUACUCCACACCCUUCACCUUACCUUACACAAGCUCCAGCCCUAGCGGCUGUUUUAAGGACCUGCCCACCAGGAAACUGCCAAUCCCCCUUGUGGCAGCCAUGAUGGUGCUGGCGGAGCUGUUUGGGUUUGUGUUACCGCUCAGUGCCAUCAGUUACUGCUCUCUCCGGAUCGCUCACUCACUGAGACAGAGACAGGACAGAGAACACCACCACAACCACCGCUGCCCCUCAACCAGCCAGGCCCAACCCUCAGUCCAGACAGACAGAGAGCACCACCACAACCACCGCUGCCCCUCAACCAGCCAGGCCCAACCCUCAGUCCAGACAGACAGAGAGCACCACCACAACCACCGCUGCCCCUCAACCAGCCAGGCCCAACCCUCAGUCCAGACAGACAGAGAGCACCACCACAACCACUGCUGCCCCUCGACCAGCCAGACCCAACCCUCAGCCCAGAUUAACAGGCAGAUGGACAAAGAUAAGCGUCGCGCCCUGAGGAUGGUUAUGAGCUGCUCGGCUCUAUUCUUGUUCUGUUUUGCUCCGUACCACAUCAAUUUCCUGUUGUACGUGAUGGUGUCUCAGGAUAUAGUGUCCCACUGCCCCACGAUGCUGGUGGUGCGUCAUUUCCACCCUGUUUCGCUGUGUGUAGCCAGUCUUUCCUGCUGUCUGAACCCUUUGUUAUAUUACUUCCUCACUGCAGAGUUCAGACAGCACCUCUCCCAACGCACCUCCUCCCUCUCCUCCUCCAUUAGAGGCCGGCUCAUGAGCCUGGAAAGCACUUCCUCUUUUAGGGAGUAACAACUCCUGUAGGGAGCACUUUGUCUCCUCCUCCUCUCCUCAAUCAAUCAAAUGUACAGUACCUUGCGAAAGUAUUCGGCCCCCUUGAACUUUGCGACCUUUUGCCACAUUUCAGACUUCAAACAUAAAGAUAUAAAACUGUAUUUUU